AUGGAUGAUGAGCAUCGAUCUCCUGGUGAAAAAAUAGAUACAAUUUUAGCACUGAAAGAUAGCAAUAAAGAAUUUUCAGUUAUAGAAGUAACUGGUCCUCCUUCUAAAAAUGACUGGUCACAUUUUAUAGAAGAUCAAUUAAAAAUUUCAAAAUCAUUAAAAACAUUGAUAAAUAAGCUUGUAAGAUAUACCCCAAGCUUCAACAUUCAAAAUAUGAGCUUGUAUGGAACACAA
Messenger RNA from Dentiscutata erythropus, 234 nucleotides. The record is from the annotation of a GenBank genome assembly. NCBI's taxonomy places the organism in Eukaryota, Fungi, Glomeromycota, Glomeromycetes, Diversisporales, Gigasporaceae.